This is a messenger RNA of Dioscorea cayenensis subsp. rotundata (Guinea yam), 393 nucleotides long. RefSeq names its product protein FAR1-RELATED SEQUENCE 4-like. Gene Ontology annotation, biological process: regulation of DNA-templated transcription. The transcript has 3 exons. Lineage: Eukaryota; Viridiplantae; Streptophyta; Magnoliopsida; Dioscoreales; Dioscoreaceae. Bases 1 to 393 code for a protein of 130 amino acids. The record is from RefSeq and is a predicted model, not a curated record.
AUGCUUUUUGAUUCGAUGGAUGAAGCAUGUGAUUUUUAUAAUCAAUAUGCAUACAAAAAAGGGUUUAGUGUGAGAAAAAUAAUAAUAAGAAAAUCUGCAAAAGAUGGUGUUAAUCGUCAUCUUCAAAUUGUAUUAUUUGGUUGUGUAUUGAUUUUUGAUGAAACAGAAUAUACUUUUAUUUGGAUACUUGAGAAUUGGCUACAAGCAAUGAAAGGAAGUCAUCCCAAAGUGAUUAUGACUGAUCAAGAUUCUGCCAUUAGUGAUGCAGUUGUCAAAUUAAAGUCUUGCCAUGUACCAUUCAUCGAUAUGGCCUAUGUUAAAUCUGGUGUUUGGUUGUCUGUAAUUGGAGAUGCUGUAUAUGCAAAUUUUGUGUUUGGUUGGAGGAAUAUGUAA